Molecule: messenger RNA, 3293 nt
Organism: Phyllostomus discolor (pale spear-nosed bat)
Lineage: Eukaryota; Metazoa; Chordata; Mammalia; Chiroptera; Phyllostomidae
Gene: SCAMP1
Product: secretory carrier membrane protein 1
Exons: 9
Coding region: 164-1180 (338 amino acids)
Biological process (GO): protein transport
Cellular component (GO): trans-Golgi network membrane; recycling endosome membrane
Source: RefSeq, a predicted model, not a curated record
CACCGGGCAUGCUCAGUGGCGCGGCCGGCUGGGUGGCCCGGCGAGCUGUACCCGGAUCUGCUCGGCAGCAGCCGCUGCGACGUGAGCGCGCAGGGGGGCGGCGGCCUUCCCUCGUCUACCUCUUUGCGCCAGGGUCCGGUGGGUGACGCCGAGCGCGAGAGAGAUGUCGGAUUUCGACAGUAACCCGUUUGCCGACCCGGAUCUCAACAACCCCUUCAAGGACCCAUCAGUUACACAGGUGACAAGAAAUGUUCCUCCAGGACUUGAUGAAUACAAUCCAUUCUCGGAUUCUAGAACACCUCCACCAGGCAAUGUGAAAAUGCCUAAUGUACCCAGUACACAGCCAGCAAUAAUGAAACCAACAGAGGAACAUCCAGCUUAUACACAGAUUGCAAAGGAACAUGCCUUGGCUCAAGCUGAACUUCUUAAGCGCCAGGAAGAACUAGAAAGAAAAGCAGCAGAAUUAGAUCGUCGAGAACGUGAAAUGCAAAACCUCAGUCAACAUGGCAGAAAAAAUAAUUGGCCACCUCUUCCUAGCAAUUUUCCUGUUGGACCUUGUUUCUAUCAGGAUUUUUCUGUAGACAUUCCUGUAGAAUUCCAGAAAACAGUAAAGAUUAUGUACUACUUGUGGAUGUUCCACGCUGUAACACUAUUUCUAAAUAUCUUUGGAUGCUUGGCUUGGAUUUGUGUUGAUUCUACAAGAGGAGUUGAUUUUGGAUUGAGUAUCCUGUGGUUCUUGCUUUUUACUCCUUGUUCAUUUGUCUGUUGGUACAGACCACUUUACGGAGCUUUCAGGAGUGACAGUUCAUUCAGAUUCUUUGUAUUCUUCUUCGUCUAUAUUUGUCAGUUCGCUGUACAUGUUCUACAGGCUGCAGGAUUUCACAACUGGGGCAACUGUGGUUGGAUUUCAUCCCUUACUGGUCUCAACCGAAGUAUUCCUGUUGGAAUCAUGAUGAUAUUCAUAGCAGCACUUUUCACAGCAUCAGCAGUCAUCUCACUAGUUAUGUUUAAAAAGGUACAUGGACUAUAUCGCACGACGGGUGCUAGUUUUGAGAAGGCCCAACAAGAGUUCGCAACAGGCGUGAUGUCCAACAAAACUGUCCAGACCGCAGCUGCAAACGCAGCUUCCACUGCAGCAACUAGUGCAGCUCAGAAUGCUUUCAAGGGUAACCAAAUUUAGAGAAUCUUCAAACAAUACACUGUUACCUUUUGAUGGUACUUUUUUCUCCAGUUACUGUAUUCUAUAAAUAUUUUUAUGUUUAAAACACACAAUACACACAGCAUGUAUAUCUCUUAUUCACUUGUGCAUGGGUGAAAACCAGAAAAACAUCCUCGUCUUAUUAUUUACCUAACAGUUUCUUAAGAUUUUAGUGCCCCUUGCAGAAAAACAUAUUACCUGCUAAAUAUUCUCCAUAUUUUUUGGAGGAUGAAGGUUCAGCAAAUUAUUUCAGUGGUGAGACACUGAAAUUAACAUGGUAGUUAUUAUUAAAAAUGCAUUUAGUACUAGCUGCAGUCAUUCUUUCAAGAAUCUUAUUCUUAAGGGUUGCACAUUGGAGCAGUAAGUUGUUGCUUCAUUUCUCUUUCCUUAUUUAUAUUGAAAAAAAUAGACCGGAUUUUUUAAUUGGCUUGCUUUUUAGCAGUUUCAGUCACCAGUGAAGAGCCUAUGUGCAUUCGUAGUAGAUAAUGUAAAUUUUAUCUUUUUCUUUUCUUUUUUUAGAGUAGUUGAUACUUUGAUAUCAAUCUCGGAUCUUGCAUGGGCACCACAUUUCUUAAAAGAAUUAGUAUUUUGGGUUCUGCACUGCUUAUGGUUGUAGGAUUGGGAAGUUGUAGAAUUAUAGAAAUGAUUUUCUAUAAUAAUUUCUUUUAAAUAAAAGUUUAUUGGGGUGUAAUGAGAAUAUAAAAUGCAGUGUAUUACCCAAAAGAAAAGGUAGAAAAUUGAUGGAAUAGAAUGUAAUGAUGAGAAUUCCUUUUUUAAAAAAAAUUUUCAGUAUUCAUAUCAUAGUAAAAUAUUACUGUAUGGAAACUUUAGUAUAUUCUUGUGGCUACCCUUUUUAAUUGAACUGAGAUUGUAUUUGGCAGCUCUUUUUGGGGGUGUGUGUGUAAUUUUUAACAGAGGUGUUAAAGUCUAGCCUAACUCCUUGUCCAUAAAGAACAUACAGUAUUUAAGGGAUUUUUUUAGCCUCUCCUAUCUAGUGGCAUUAAAAAUAAAAAGACCCUCGCAUACACAUACUUGAAUCCCUAAUGCAUCCCGGUCUUUCAAUUUUUGAGACUAACUAUAUUAAAAAAGUUUAGUAGUAGAAAAAAUAAAACAUUUAACUUGCACCAAGCAAGAAAAUACACAGUUGAAUGCAUUAAUUAUGAAUGUAAUCACUUUAAAAUUGUUAUUGUGCAGCACAGGGGUUCAUUCUCAGAGUAUGCUUUUGGGUUGAAAGUUUGAAUCAUGUUUAAUACUGAUUAAGAGACCCAAGACAUUUGUAAAGUAGUGAUACUGUGUUUUUGAAGUCAUUAGCUAAUUUAAGAUUACAGAAUAAUAGGCAGUGAUUUAUUCAAUUUGAUUUUAAGUAAGAAUCAUUUAUUGGAUUAUAUUAUUUGAGACUGCACAUCCUUUUUUAAAACAAAGAUCGGAUGGACACAAAUGGUUAAAUCCCUUUUUCUCCCCUCCCUAACUCUGGGCCAGAAUGGUGUGUUCUCACUGUUUAUGAAGAGGCUUUGCGUGGCAGUGCUGCUGGGUGACUCAGAUCCAUCCAGGUGGUGUUUACAUUGGAUUUAGUUAGGACUUGACUGAAGUAAUAUACUUGGAAUAUAUUUCUUUUAUUUUGAUGAAAAUAGGGCUCAGAGUAUGACUUUAAAGCUGUUUAUGAGUAUUUCUCAUCAGCCAUAAUCUCCACCUACUUUCUCAACCAAAUAAGCCAGUUCAAGAAUUACAGUUCAGAAUCUGUAAUCUUAUUGAAAAUAUUUCAUCUGUGUGCUUUAAUUAAGUGUGGAUUUUACAGACAUUCAAAACAUUAACCACAAAAUACAGCAAGAACACUAUGUCCAUUAUUAAUUUAUAUCUCAAAUCCAUUUUCAUUUUCCUUUACAGUACAACUAAAAGAUGUAGCGUAGAGACUUUUGGAAAACGCUGAGAUACUGUUCUUCAGCAUCAGAAGUGUCUGUACCUGUUCUGUAGAAACCCCAUUGUUAAAUAGCAGAGAGUGAUUACAAGCAACAGUAGCUUUUUUGUGUGGACGGUGAACACGUUGUUAUAAAUUCAGUUGUUUGGAUUAAUAAAAGCUUAUAAGAGAAUUGUUUUU